AUGGAUAGAAAUAGAUUGAUCUUUGGUUAUUUUGCCAUAUUCUUGCUUUUUAUGGCCUUCAAAAAAGCCACUUCGGAAAUUAACAAAACGUUAAAUAUUGCACCUAAUAUCGUUGAAAAUGAUAUUGACACAUCAAAAAUAAAAUCAGACAAUAGACUCCAACGUAAAAUUUAUAAUAUAUUUCGCGAUAUCGAUGAUGAUCGUGAAGAGGAUGAUAUCCGACCACUGACAAAACGAGAAAAAAACAACAGAGAACCAAAAAUAUGGGACCAAUGGGGUAAUUGGUCAACAUGCAGUGUCACUUGUGGAAUAGGAAAGAUCAUGAGAUGGAGACAUUGUAUAGGCGGACGUUGUUCCUUGGGGGAGAAGAAAGCUCAACUGAAAACUUGCACUUCCGCAGCAUGUUAG
This is a messenger RNA of Cyphomyrmex costatus, 408 nucleotides long. RefSeq lists its product as uncharacterized. The record is from RefSeq and is a predicted model, not a curated record. Lineage: Eukaryota; Metazoa; Arthropoda; Insecta; Hymenoptera; Formicidae. The transcript is spliced from 3 exons. The coding region runs from base 1 to 408 and encodes 135 amino acids.